Messenger RNA from Penicillium concentricum, 393 nucleotides. RefSeq lists its product as uncharacterized. The transcript has a single exon. The record is from RefSeq and is a predicted model, not a curated record. NCBI's taxonomy places the organism in Eukaryota, Fungi, Ascomycota, Eurotiomycetes, Eurotiales, Aspergillaceae. The coding region runs from base 1 to 393 and encodes 130 amino acids.
AUGUCUCCAAAGCUCUUUGUUGUGUUCUACCGACCACGCUAUGGAAACUUCCUGCACUGGGCGUUGCACAUAGAGAAGGGCCAAGAGCAUCACAUUCUCGAAGUUGAUGGCGAGCAUUCACAAUUCAAACGCAACACAUUCAUGGAAAACCCGGAAGAGUCAAGCACUUUUCUGCGCCAGUUCUUCAUUGCUGUGCUUGGAGAGGACGAUAUUGAGAGAGUAAAGAGUGCUGCACAAAGCGUGCCGGUAGACAAUAAGAGGGUUGAGUGGGAUUGUCAGGAUUAUGUGCUGGAGAUUCUUGAUAAACUACAGGAGGAUUUUGUCUUGGAUAAGGAUAAUGAGGAUUACAUGGAUGUAAGGGAGAUAUUGAUGGAAGAGAGGGGAAUGGUUUGA